This is a messenger RNA of Limulus polyphemus (Atlantic horseshoe crab), 435 nucleotides long. RefSeq names its product acidic mammalian chitinase-like. Gene Ontology annotation, molecular function: chitin binding. The record is from RefSeq and is a predicted model, not a curated record. Gene Ontology annotation, cellular component: extracellular region. Gene Ontology annotation, biological process: chitin catabolic process; carbohydrate metabolic process. The annotation marks the transcript as partial. The transcript has 3 exons. Lineage: Eukaryota; Metazoa; Arthropoda; Merostomata; Xiphosura; Limulidae.
GAGAUUCGAGAGACAUUUGAAGCCGAGGCGAAAGAGAACCGCUUACCCCGUCUGUUGUUAACUGCUGCUGUUUCUGCUGGAGCCGAAAAUAUUCAGGGUGGUUAUGACGUGCCUGCUGUUGCAGCGUACGUCGACUUUCUCAACGUCAUGUCGUACGACUUUCACGGUAAAUGGGAAAAACAAACAGGUCACAACAGCCCCUUGUACGCACCUAGAAAUGAGACGAACUGGAGAAAACAGUUAUGUAUUGACUAUGGAGUAAAAAUGUGGGAGAAACUUGGUGCCCCCAAGGACAAACUGGUUAUUGGAAUGGCAACAUAUGGGCGAAGUUUUACACUUUCUGAUCCCCGAAAGAACAGUGUUAACGACCAGGUAACAGGCGGCGGAAAAGAAGGAGAGUUCACUAAAGAAGGUGGUUUUCUGGCUUAUUACGAG